AUGGAGAAUGGAAAACAUUGGAGUCAUUUGGAUAAACUGCGUAUGGUCUGUUUAAUCUGCCAGUUUCAGACAUUCAAGGAGACGUCGCUCUCGUGAUUCCAGAGACCAUCACGUUCACAAGAGAAGGAGGUCCCCAAAGUACGAUCACUAUGAAGCCCGACCUGUUGACAUGCAAAUAUGUCAGGGAUUGGAUGAUGAAGAAACAAAUAGAGUUCGCCACAAAACUCCCGACCGUGAUACCUACAGCGGCCGCAGCAGAAAAGAUGUGA
Haemonchus placei is the source of this 269-nucleotide messenger RNA. The record is from the annotation of a GenBank genome assembly. NCBI's taxonomy places the organism in Eukaryota, Metazoa, Nematoda, Chromadorea, Rhabditida, Trichostrongylidae.